AUGAAUGCUUUUAAGAGUGAAAAAUCGGAGAACGUAAUGCUCCGACAGAAAUUCGACGCCAUGAGAAAACAGCAUGAUUUCGAAAUCGGAAAUCUCCGCGAAAUGUUUAAUAAUGUUGUUUCAGGAUUAAUCAGUGCGGAUAGGACAUUACGUUCAGAAAUAGACAAAAUAAAAAAUGAAACAAUUGAGAAUGCGUUAAGGAGAGAACAAUCUGAGAAGAUAAUGCUUCAAACGAAAUUCGACCACAUGAGAAAAGAACAUAAUUUUGAAAUCGGAAAUCUCCGCGAAAUGUUAAAUAAUGUUGUUUAUGGAUUAAACAGUACGGACAGGACAUUACGUUCAGAAAUAGACACAAUAAAACAUGACACAUUGGGCAAUUUGAGCGCUACAAAGAAGCUGGUUCAUGACAGCUAUGUUGCUUGUCAAAAAGAUAUCAAUCACACGAGUUCUUACUUCAACGAUUGGUUAAUGCGUGUUAAUAAUACAUUGGAUAAUCUUUCUUUGAAUGCACUUCAUGAAACAGCUCGGAUAACUUUAGAUAUUGCCAAUCUUAAAACGUCGAAUGAAAUCAUGAAGAACUCAAGUGGCCUUUUUCCAAUUUCUUGUGACACAGUGGCAAAGAGUGGCGAUUACAAAAUUUACCCCAGUUCCCAUCCAAACGGCAUCAGGGUAUAUUGUUAUAAAGACUCCACAAAUAAGGGAUGGAUAGUAAUACAGAGGAGAGCAGACUUGUCGGUGAAUUUCAACCGCACUUGGGCUGAUUACAAAGCUGGAUUCGGCAACUUGAGUGGGGAAUUCUGGUUGGGCAAUGAACAUAUCUAUACGCUGACUAAGGACAAACAGAGAGAGCUCAGGAUUGAUAUAAAUACUUGGAACGGAAAGCAAUAUGCGCUGUAUUCCAAUUUCAGUAUUUCAUCCGAGUCUGAGAAGUAUAGGCUUCGUCUGUCCGGAUACUCUGGUGACGCAGGAGACGGUGUAGGUGAACACAAUGGUCAGUCGUUUUCAACUUUCGACGCUGAUAAUGACAAUAUGAUGCAGAAAUGUUGUGCAUGCAAUUUUGGUGGCGGUUGGUGGUAUCACAGUAAUUAUUGUUCGUUUACUAAUCUGAACGGGAAUCGGUUCGGCAGAGCCGGCAGAGCAGACGGAUUUGAGUGGUGGGAAGGCUCUGGAGGCAAUUUUCUGAUGUCUUCCUCAAUGAGCAUACGCUAAGAAUGUUCUUUAUUACUAUGAUAUCAUUUUUUAAAGCAUUGCCAUUAGAUCAAUACAACAAUUUAUCGGCGAAUAUUAUGGUUUAAUUGUGCUUAAUAUGAAUUGCAUCAUAUGAUAAAACACAUUUAUUUAUACAUUAAUAUGUGUUGCAUACCGUUGAAAACCCGUGACGGUUUUAUAUUCAAGACAUUAUAUGCUAACAAUACAUCUCAAGUUUUAACUAAUAAAUUGCAUCUUCAAUUGUUAUCACUUUUAUCCUCCUACAUGCAAAAUGUAUAGAAUAUUCGUUGUUAUUUUUGUCUACCAUGAUAUAUAUAUCCGAUUUAAACUAUAUAAUGGUACAAUUUAUAACAAGGGAAGCUGGCAUCUUUAAAUUAAAUCUUUGGAUCUAAUUAAUCAUGAUGCAUUUGUGGCAAGUUUUUGUCUUCCAUACUCAUAUAAAGUACUUUACUUUCAUAGUGUUCUUACUGUGUUAAUAUGAAGUUUUUAAAACUAAAGCAGCAUGUCAAUGUGUUAUGCUUCACAUAUAUCCGACCGUAUAAAGAUUUGGGCUGUUGUAUGCUUCUAUAUGUUUUCAUGUUAAGCGGAUGUUUUACAACGGUUAAAUUAUUGUAACUAGACUUUUCAUCGAUCGUCAUAUGUUUCUGGUACUGCCUAAUAAUUUCAUCGCUUCUUAAGGGGUGUUGCGGCAGUUUAUUUAACCGAGGAUAUAUUUAUAGCAACACCGAUUAGCUAUUAUCACAACCCAAUAUUUUUGUUAUCAGAAUCAUCACAUAUCACAGAGUGGGUUCAUAAAACAAAGGUCAGUGGUUCGAUGCCAGGUUCGGCUAACUUUUUUUUACUUUUUUUUUCUUUAAUUUUAUUCUUGUUUUAUACUGGAGCUCUUUAGAUCUUUUGUUUACAUUUAUCAAUUCAAAGCAUGUAUCACUAACUUCAAAGCAUGCCGAAAUCUGUAAACAAUUCCCUGUAAGUUAUUGAUGAUAUAGAUCGAGUUUGAUACCGUAUUGUCACAUAUUUGUGACUUAAUAUUGUAUUAUUAUUGUUGUUUUUUGGUAAGCUGUUGAGAUCCCAGUUAAGAUUAUAAACAAUGUCUAAGGUUUAUGCAUAUUUAUAGCAAUCAAUGUACCGGUACUUGGGUUUAGCCAAAUUGCGAUAUUUUAUGAAAUUUGACAUAGACGGUAGGGAUAGUUAAACAACCAAAUAUCUGUUAAAGGUGCGGUGACUCCCUAUUUUUAUUUUUGUUUUAUGAUAACAAUACGUAGAUGAAAGUAUUUGAGCAGUUUCGCAGAAAGUAAUUUGUUAGAACUUUUUUAAAUUUCAUUUUGUGGUUAACAUAGUAAAAAAUUGACGUUUUUUGGGUGACAUAAAAAUUAUAAAAAUUAAAUUUCUUAAAAUUUAACUUGUAUUCUCCAUUUUUUGGUAGUUUGUGGUUUGAUUAAUUGUUGAAUACUCAGUGAUAUCUCGAUCUGUCAUUUACGUGUUGUGGACGAACGGACAUAAGGACGGACAUGCAUACAGACGGGCGGGUGAAGGGAAGCUUAUAGACCAUCGAUUAAACAGCAGCAGAUACUAAAACGAAAACGGUGCUUAAACAAUACAUGUAUUAGUCUUGGCCACACCACGCCGUUUGUAAAAUCUGAUAACGGACAUAUCAUUAUGACAUGCUUUUUUGAAUGGUUGAUUCCGUAUCGUAAGAGGAAAAAACGUGUGAUGAAAAGUGUUGUUUAUUUACUUUUAAGAUUAGUGUUAUUUUCUCUAUGUUUGAGGAAAUUGACUUGUGAACGGCAUAUAAAUAAACUACUGAUGCCCAGACAAUUAAGUAAGUCAUUUUCAAAAAUGGUCCAAUUGGUGGUGAUUGUGAAUCUGUUGUUUUUCAUAAUUAAAACAAUUAGAAUCGAUGUGUAGAAAUUGUUUUCCAAAUACGUUAAUUGGCAACAUACAUUUCAGUGAUAAUGUAUGCAACAGAAUGCAAUCUUGACACACUUCAUGUACGAACUAUACUGUGGUUAUCAUGAACUAUUGACACGUGCACGUGUAAUUGUAGACCGUUCAUGACGAAGGAAUAUCCUCUGUUUUAUAAGAUCAUCAGAGCAUAGCUUUAAAGGGUGCUGAGUGAGUCGCAGUAAGACUGGGCUCCUAAUGGCGAUCAAAUCUUAGUCCGUGGGUUUGGGGCACAAAUAUCUACCCGAGAUCUGCAUGCGUGCGUUUGUGCGUACGUGCGUGUGUGUUCUUUUUAGUAUUUAUAGUUCAUUGGAAUGUUUCUUAAUGAUAUUUGUAAAUGAUUGAACAUGUUAAAACUAAUGACAACAUUGUAAAAAAGAUAGACUCUGUGUAAU
Molecule: messenger RNA, 3545 nt
Organism: Dreissena polymorpha
Lineage: Eukaryota; Metazoa; Mollusca; Bivalvia; Myida; Dreissenidae
Product: techylectin-5B-like
Exons: 1
Coding region: 1-1209 (402 amino acids)
Source: RefSeq, a predicted model, not a curated record